This is a messenger RNA of Diceros bicornis minor, 962 nucleotides long. It is a transcript of the gene CGGBP1, whose product is annotated as CGG triplet repeat binding protein 1. The transcript has 4 exons. The coding region runs from base 395 to 898 and encodes 167 amino acids. The record is from RefSeq and is a predicted model, not a curated record. NCBI's taxonomy places the organism in Eukaryota, Metazoa, Chordata, Mammalia, Perissodactyla, Rhinocerotidae. Gene Ontology annotation, biological process: regulation of transcription by RNA polymerase II. Gene Ontology annotation, molecular function: double-stranded DNA binding. Gene Ontology annotation, cellular component: nucleus.
GGUCCUCCUCCCUCUCGCCGUUGCUCCUCCUUUUCUUCCUCCUCCUUCCUUUCCGGCCCGGCCUCGUCCACUUCCCCUGACGGCGGCCCCGAUCCUACGUAAAGGCAUGACUUCCUGGCACGGCAGGGAAAAUCGGGUGCAAGCCCAGAAACUAUUUCCCCACCACCACUUGUUGAAAAACUGAUUUGAGGGCAUCUCCGGGUUUGAACGAACGGAAAGUGCCAGGAUUUCAUGCGUCUCUGGAUUUGCGCUGGAGACCGUUCCCUGCUAAGUAUCAAGAGGAGAAAAACUGGAAACUAAUCCGAAUUUCUGUGAAAUCUUAAGUCCUUCUCUGAGUUUAUGUCCACAAGUGUCUAACACAUUGGCAAUUUAAAGAACCUUAUUCAAAGUCAAAAUGGAAAGAUUUGUAGUGACAGCACCACCUGCGCGAAACCGUUCUAAGACUGCUUUGUACGUGACUCCCCUGGAUCGCGUCACGGAGUUUGGAGGCGAGCUGCACGAGGAUGGAGGAAAGCUCUUCUGCACUUCUUGCAAUGUGGUUCUGAAUCAUGUUCGCAAGUCUGCCAUUAGUGACCACCUCAAGUCAAAGACUCAUACCAAGAGGAAGGCAGAAUUUGAAGAGCAAAAUGUGAGAAAGAAGCAGAGGCCCCUAACUGCAUCCCUUCAGUGCAACAGUACUGCACAAACCGAGAAAGUCAGUGUCAUCCAGGACUUUGUGAAAAUGUGCCUGGAGGCCAACAUCCCACUUGAGAAGGCUGAUCACCCAGCAGUCCGUGCUUUCCUGUCUCGCCAUGUGAAGAAUGGAGGCUCCAUACCUAAGUCAGACCAGCUGAGGAGAGCGUAUCUGCCCGAUGGAUAUGAGAAUGAGAAUCAACUCCUCAACUCACAAGAUUGUUGACAAGGUUACCACCAUUGUGAUCAGGAUAAAUAAUGUGGAGUAUUAAAGUUAUGUGUUGAUUGUG